Molecule: messenger RNA, 5308 nt
Organism: Serinus canaria (Common canary)
Lineage: Eukaryota; Metazoa; Chordata; Aves; Passeriformes; Fringillidae
Gene: FOXE1
Product: forkhead box E1
Exons: 1
Coding region: 260-1135 (291 amino acids)
Biological process (GO): regulation of transcription by RNA polymerase II; anatomical structure morphogenesis; cell differentiation
Molecular function (GO): DNA-binding transcription factor activity, RNA polymerase II-specific; RNA polymerase II cis-regulatory region sequence-specific DNA binding
Source: RefSeq, a predicted model, not a curated record
UGAGGACGGGGACCAGCGGAGAGGGGCGGGAGGGGGGUGCCGGGCAGGGCGCUGCUCCUACCCGCGGCAGCAGCGGCGGCACGCCCGGCCCUGCCCGCGCCUCCCGGGCGGCGGGGCGUAGUAGGGGGAGUGCCGGCCGCCCGGGUGCGGAGCCGCCGGACACCGCCGCAUAAAAGCCGCGGUCGUGCCGCUCUGCGCUUCCUCGGCUCGCCUCGGCUCGGCUCGGCUCGGUCCGGGGCGGAGCCGCUCCGACGGCCACAUGACAGCCGAGAACCGGCUGCCGCCGGGCCCCCCGCCGCCGCCCCCGCCGCUGAAGGCGGACGCGGUGCCGCCGGGAGACGAGGCGGCGGCGGCGGCGGGGGCGCGGGGCGGGCGGCGCCGCCGCAAGCGUCCGGCGGAGCGGGGCAAGCCGCCGUACAGCUACAUCGCCCUCAUCGCCAUGGCCAUCGGGCAGGCGCCCGAGCGGCGACUGACACUCGGCGGCAUCUACCGCUUCAUCACCGAGCGCUUCCCCUUUUACCGCGACAGCCCCCGCAAGUGGCAGAACAGCAUCCGCCACAACCUCACCCUCAAUGACUGCUUUGUCAAGGUGCCACGGGAGCCCGGCCGCCCCGGCAAGGGCAACUACUGGACGCUGGACCCUCACGCCCGCGACAUGUUCGAGAGCGGGUCCUUCCUCCGCCGCAGAAAACGUUUCAAGCGCAGCGACCUCUCCACCUACCCGGCCUUCCUCGCCGAGCGCCCCGCCGCUCCGUGCCGCCUCCUCCCGCUGCCGGUCCCGCCGCCCCCCGCCGACCUGCCCCCGGCGCCCGCCGCCGCCUCCUGCGCCUUCGCCAGCGCCUUUCCCGCGCAGGGCUGCGCCUCCGCCGCUCUGCCUCCCGCCUACGCCCCGCUGCCCACCGCUCCCGGGCCCUACGCUCCCGGGGGCCACGGGCCGCUGUACGCGCCGUCAGGGCGCAUCGUGCUGCCCGCAUCUUCGCCCGGCCCCCCUGCGCUCUACGGCCGCCGCUCUCCCGCGCCCUACCCGCCGCUGCCUCACGCCUACGGCGCCGGAGGGCAGCUGAGUGCCGCCGAGCCCGCACCGCGGCACGGCACCUACUCUGGAGGUCCCGACAGGUUCGUCCCGGCGCUCUGACCUAUCCCGGAGAGGCCCGACAGAGCGGACUGGAGCCCGGGAGACGGCCGAGUGCGGGGGUUGCCCGGCGCUGCCCAGGAAGAUGCUGAAGAACCUUGGGCUGCACCUACGCACUCUGUCAUCUGCCCAGGCUUCCUGGCGAGGAAUGUCGCAGUCAGCCCUAGGGACGUGGGGUGUCCUGUCCAGCCCUGUCCGCUCUCGGCAGAAAAGUCCUAGGGACUCCCAAGUGCUUGGAUGGGACAAGCAGUCUCUUCUACAGCCUUUCCUGGAGCAGGUGCUCACAGCUUCCUGCCAGGCUCCCACCCUCCCGGCACACCCAACCGGGCCCCUUCUGGUCUACCCAGGAUGAUUUAAUGUUUAAAAGUCUCUCUGCUGUUGAUGAUUUUUUUUUUUUUUUCCUUUUUUUUUGAGAGAGAGAAUUAAACGUCUGUUGGUGAGGUGAAGGAAGGAGGCAGGAGGAAUCAUUCCCUGGCAUUGUGCAGGCAAAGCUGUAAAAGCAGAAUGCAUGGCACUGAUGCAGUGGCAUGUCCCUGAUGACUCUUGCUUUAGUGCCAGGCUUUACACCAGUGGUGUGGCCAAGCCUGGAGAAGGUUUGGAUGCCAGGGCUGCAGAAAAACACAUCAAUUCACAUUCUUCGAGGGGUUGUGCUCUGUGCUUCAGGGGCGGGAGCAGUGGUGGGAUUAGAACUAUGAAAAUUUCUACCAUGAGCAUGCCCAGCCCCUGGAAGAGGGACACAGGGAGGCUGUGGGACCUCUGCCUUUGGGGGUCUUUCCAGCUUGAUAGGACGGAGUCUGAUCUGCCUCUGAAGUCAUAGCUAACAUUGAAUCUGGACUUGUUUUGAGUGGCAACUUGAUCCUGAGGUCUGCAGAGGUACUUACAGCCUAAAUUACUUUGAUUGCAAGAUCUGUCUGUAGCCUAGAGAAAUUGGCAUAUAUAGGAGAAAACUUGUUUCUGGAACACAAGAGGCAGGAUACAGUGCCUUUUCAUCUUCAGUUGCUCCACUUCCAAGCUUUCCGGGGAUGGAAAAGAGUCUGGAGAAAGAUAUGGAGAGGGAACAACUAAUAGGAAAGUAUGUGAGACAAAAGAUUGAAACUAAAUCUGUGGGGAAACUCAAGCAUACCCUUCCCAACAGAUCCCACUGCUCUGGAAAACGAUCUGGAGCAGUAGUGGGUACCCAGGGCUCUGCUUGGGGCUGUGGUUAUAGAGGGAGCCAACACACCCCUGCUUCCUGGUCUUCUCAUACAGCUUCUUUUUCCUGUGGAGGUGGGGAACUUGUAUCCAGGGCCAGGAGGAUGUUGGUGAGAAGAUCCUGCUGUGUGGUGGGGCCUUGUAUGGGGAGAGGAAACAAGAAAGUGCAGUCAGAACCUCAGCAGGGGCUUUGGAAGGACAGGAUGCACAUACACCAAAGUCUCCUUAUCAGAGAAGAGUAUACAUCAUAGUAUAACUCAGGUUGGAAAAGAUCUUGGGAAAUUUCUGUUCCAAUCUGGUACCCAAAUCAGGGUCAGCUAUGACUCAGCCCUGUGUAGUUGAGUCUUCAUCACCUCCAAGGCUAGAGACGGCACAGUCUCUUUGGACAACCUGGCUGUCCUUGUGGGGGAGAAGUUUCUCCUUGUACCCUCCAUUUAGCACUUCUCUAGUCUCAUUUAAUGUUUACUGUCUCUUGUCUUACUGCUGUGCUUUGCUGCAAGGAGUUUUUGAUCCCAUGAAGACCCUGUAUCUUCUGCUCUGCAUUUUUCAGAUGAGGUCCUCAGCAGGAUGACAAUUGUUUUGAGCCAGCUUUCUUGAUUUCUGUGGCUGCUGUGGUACACAUAUGCAGGUGGGACAUGAGAGAGGAAAUAGAGGGGAGCAGGAAGGUGGUUGGGUGUCCUCACAGCACAGCUUGGAGUGGAGAAGAGUAAAGCCUUCUUCAGUAGGUGGGCAGGAGAAGUUGUACUUCUGCCUUCCGUGGGGCUGUGAGGCAGGAGAUGAGUUUUGGACCCAAGGGUUCAGAGUGCCAGGGAUGGCAUGUGGUCAGGCAGCGUCUGGGCUGGGAGGCUGAGUGACCUGACAGCACUGCCCUGUGUCCGUGUAGACCUGUCUGUGGCACUGCAGGAAGCUGUUGUCCCUACACAGAGCUGGGGAGGCUGCUCCAUGUAUGGAGCCAGUGGGGGGCAAGCACAGACAGCAAGUGUAAGCACCACUCAACUCUUUGGUGUGCUGAGGCCAGUCAGAUUUUUCCCUUCCUAUCCUUUCCAAAGAGGCAUGUUCUAUCUUCCUGGUUCUUCCUGGUCCUGGCACAUCCAGAAGCUGAGAGGGCUGUCUCAGCCAGGGGCAGGUCUCCUCAGCAGCUGUGCUAACACCUUUCCCAACUCUGCCUUCACCAUCUGGAAGAGGACUAUACACCCAGCUGUGCCAGCUCCUAGUAUUUUUGAUAGCUGCUGGCUCUGCUUUCAUUGCCUGCAAAGACUGGACUGUGUCGCUUGGACAGCAAGCCAUGCCAACCUCUUGCUCAUUUAAGGGUAGAUAGGAGAAGAGCUGUCCUACCUUUUAAUGUCUUUCUUUCCUUCCUGUAGAAGCAGUUAUCAAUGCGGACCAGAUAAUUUUCAUAGAAUCAUAGUAGUGCUGGGUUGGAGGGACUCAUCGGGAUCAUCAAGUCCAGCUCCUGUACGUGUGCAGGACACCCCAAGAAUCAUACCAUGUGCCUGAGAGUAUACUCCAAAUGCUUCUUGAUCUCUGUCAAGCUUGGUGCUUGCUCCCUGGAGAGCCUGUUCCAGUGCUCAGCCACCGUCUGGGGUGAUAUCCAACCUAAACCUCCUUCCAUGCCUCCAGGAAUCGUUGGUCUCGAGUGAAGACCUCAGAUGUCUUCUGGCCCUUGUUCCUCUCAUUUUGUUCUCUGCUUCAGCCCUCAUGCCAGUUUAGAGUUCAGUCUAAAAAAGGUCACAAAUGAUGUUACAGGUUUAGGGAAAGAUGUUUCUGAACUCAGAUAGCAUGUAGGCAGUUCAGGGAGCAAAGCUCAGUGUCUGAAGGACAAGCCUGACAGAUCUUGGUGACUUAGAAAGCACAGAUUGGUAGGUUGUGUGUUGUUUGCAGAGAAGGUCUAGAUGCUCGUUCUUGUUUCUCUCCAGAUCUUUUGUACCUACAAACUAAGGAAACUGGGCAUAUCUAGAUGGUAAUUUUUUUUCAGGUGGUGCAGCGAUGACCUUGCUGCAUUGAGAACCUGAGACAUGUCAAAAACUGCUUAAAAUUUGGUCACAAACAGCUAGAAACCCAGGUCAGAACUGUGAAGAGCUACUGGGACCAUUCAAAGGACUCUAUAUCUGUGUGGGGUCUGCGCUUGGAGCUUUUUUAGGCAAAGCCAGCCUUUGCUAGUGCUGGCAGUACUCCAACCUCUCAUUUGCAGCAGGCCUGGAGACUCCAGCAAUCCCUUCCCACCAGCACUGCUGUGGUUUUUUGGCUAUUGCAACCUCUCUGGGCUGUCAUGUAGGCUCAGGUGCCAAGGGUGUGCUGAACACUGUGGGUCUGUCCAAGCUGUGCCUUGUGGCACUGAGAUGUGCUGCCCCUGUGCCCACAUGUGACAUGGGACUGCCUGGCCACUGGCAGAGGAAGAUAAUGCUUGUUGUGUCCUUGGGGAGCCAGGGGUUUGGGCCUUUCUGUGAGGAUAUGGGGAUAUGCCAAGGGGAUAUGUUAGACAACUGGAUUUCAGUGUAUGCUUGUGCCAUGGGGAUAUGUUAAACAUGUGGAUCUCAAUGUGUUUUUGUUUGGCACAUUGCUUGUAAUUCUCAGGCACCACCAAGAAUAAGAAAAAGAUAUGAUUUCUGUAGGUUUUAUUGUAAAUAUCUAAGAGCCUUCCUUUUAGCAAAGUUAGUCUAAGUUUCCAACUACUCUUUUGAUUUCUGUCAGAAGAAUCCAAUAAAUCUGGAUUGUAAACCUUUCCUACAGAAAGUUUUAUAUGUGAGCAUUGAUAGAAGAGAGAGGGGCCUUGAAAAUGCUCAUUCCUCAAAGGACAUAGCCUCUCGGUUCCUCUUCUGCCCAAGUUCUGCUGUAGACUCCCCAGCAGCUUUGAGAAGGAAGUGGACUGUACAGCCUAGGAGAACAUUAUAUUCUGUAUUGGAGAUUUUUUUUUGGGUUGUUUUUUGUAUUUACUCUUCUACUUCACUGGAAAUGGAAAUAAAUCUUUGCAUUGUUUGCAAUGAA